Messenger RNA from Gallus gallus (chicken), 2339 nucleotides. It is a transcript of the gene LRRC10B, whose product is annotated as leucine rich repeat containing 10B. The transcript has a single exon. Bases 112 to 921 code for a protein of 269 amino acids. Gene Ontology annotation, molecular function: protein binding. The record is from RefSeq and is a predicted model, not a curated record. NCBI's taxonomy places the organism in Eukaryota, Metazoa, Chordata, Aves, Galliformes, Phasianidae.
GGGGCGUGGCCUCAGUGCAGGGGGCGUGGCCUGUGCCUUGGGGGCGUGUGCCCCCCCCUCCCCCGGCCCUGUGCUGCGUUGCUCCGGCGACGGCGUCCUCAUUUGGAGGCGAUGGGCAGCGGCGGUUCGACGUGUCUGAUAUCAGCCGAGGGCCCCGCAGGCGUGGAGCAGCGCCUGGAGGCGCGGCGUGGGCGGCUGCCCCCGGCGCUGUGGGCUCAGCGUGGGCUUCGCAAGCUGUACCUGAGCGGCGCCGGGCUGCGCGACGUGCCGGCAGAGCUGGCGUCCCUGCGGCACCUCCGCACGCUGGCGCUGGACGGCAACGAGCUGAUGGAGGUGCCCGAGGCCCUGUGCCAGCUGCCCUGCCUGGCGUACCUCUACCUGGGCCGCAACGGGCUGCAGGGGCUGCCGCCUGCCUUCGGCCACCUGCAGAGCCUGCGCUGCCUCUGGCUGGAGGGCAACUUCAUGGGUCGCUUCCCCACCGCCCUGCUGGGCCUGCCGGGCUUGCGCAGCCUGCAGCUGGGAGACAACCGCCUGGCCCGCCUGCCCUCCUCCCUGCCCCGCAUGGCCGGCCUGCAGGGCCUGUGGCUCUACGGCAACCGUUUCCAGCACUUCCCCCCGGUGCUGCUGCGCAUGGCCCAGCUCCGCGUCCUUGACCUCGAUCGCAACCGCAUCGCCCGCUUCCCCGACCUGCGGGGCCUGGCCGGCCUCUGCCUGCUCUCCUACGACCACAACCCCGUGCCUCAGCCUCCCCGCGUGGCCGACACGGUGCGCCUGGUGGGCAGCGGGGCCGUGGAGUACAUGGAGGAGCGGGAGGAGAGGCUGCGGGAGCAACAGCGUCUCGAGGAGGAGGAGGAGGAGGAGGAAGGCGCUGGGAGGAUGCCCCGGGAUGAUGGAUCCCCGCUGCUGGAGGACGCGCCGUGAGGGGUUUGUGGAGCAAACCCACUGGGGUGCCUUGGAGCGUCCCAAAUAGGCACGGGGCUCUGUUUUUGGGUGGAGGAAGCAUCGCUCCACUCUGACCGUGCGACAGCUCUGCCCCGAGGACGGGCAGCACAGCUCUGGGUGCUUCCUACAGCACUGCCUCCGUGCUGUGCCCCUCUGCUCCUGCCUCCCCGGCUGAGGGUGCUGGCACGUGGACCCCGCUGCCCAUUGAGUUUUGGGAUGGACACACAGAGUUCUUGCCCGUGCUGAGCUCCCAUUCUCCAGAUCAGGGAAGAAGACAAUGGAAGACCUCACCUUCAGCCUUCUCCGUGCAGGGGAGCUCCGUGCCAUGCCUUAGAAGAAGCACUGAGGCUGCAGGCUCGCGGUCCACAGCCGUGUUUGGCAAUAAGAAGCACAGAUGUGGUGUGAGAAAGGCAGUGGGAUCAGUUGUCAGGGCAGGGGGGGGUAUUGGGGAAGGGCUGUGAGUGGCCUUAUUCUGCCUUGUAUGGCUGGAUACGAUCCCAUCCCCACGCUCUUGGGCUCACCGCCUGCACAUCCAGUGCUAAUGGCAGGGGGUUGGGGUUGGAGGCCGGCAGCCAGCCCGCGUGCCUGCCACAUCCUUUUUCCUUUCCAGCCUUUUACCCUCUGCGUUCUGAUUCCCCACCCCUCUGAGCUUUGGGAUCUGUGCUGGGACGGGGCUGGGAUCCAGGACCUGCUGCGGGCAUUGGAAGUGUUUUGGGUGCCAGCCCCGUUGCGGUGCAUCAUCCAUACGUCUGUCUCUAUAUAUAUCCCUCUCCGCCCGCUCACAGAUCCCCAUACAUGUUUUGCAGCUGGGAACGUGCUGCUAUUUCCAUCUGCUCCUGCUGACUGCAGGCGCUGGGGAUCGCUGCGCUGAUGCCACAUGAACCCAGGCUCUGCCAUACCCCUGCUGCUAUCAAGGGCUCUACGCUGCCAAAGCCUUGUGGCUCAGCAGGGUGCAGCCCUAAGCCAGUGGCACCAGGGGACUGCUUUGUCCCCUGUUUUGGCACCCGAGGGGAGCCAUGUUCCGGAGGUUGCAUAGCUCUCCGCCAGCCCUGCAUCUGGAAUUUCUUUUAUUUAUUCAAGAGCAGCAUCCGCACAAUUAUCUGUCACAGCAACUUGAGCCUUGACCGUGCUGCCAGCACCCCAGGCUGCCGUGUUCCCCCUGCGCUGGGGACAGGCACGGUGCUGGGUGCGGUGGCUUUGUGCCCUGUGUGUUCAGAGCCUCCUGGGGGAAACAAGCCCAAAUCUCACCCCCAAACCCAUCCCAAGCCGCAGCCACAACCCAUCCCCAAACCUGUCUUUAAAUCUAUUUCCUAAACCCAUUCCCAAAACCCCAUCCCCAAACCCAUCUUUAAAUCUAUUCCCUAAAUCCAUCUUCAAAACCCCAUUCCCAAACCCCA